Messenger RNA from Effrenium voratum, 507 nucleotides. Lineage: Eukaryota; Dinophyceae; Suessiales; Symbiodiniaceae. The record is from the annotation of a GenBank genome assembly.
AUGACCGAGCGCCGCUCCAGCUACGACUACGAAGCUCUACUCGCCUGCGGCCGCGGCGAGCGCUUUGGCCCCGGCAAUGCCCAGCUGCCACUCCCGCCGAUGCUGAUGUUCGACCGGAUAACGGAGUUGUCCGAGACGGGCGGCGAAUACGACAAGGGGUAUGCGCGCGCGGAAUUCGACAUCAAGCCGGAUCUUUGGUUUUUCCCGUGUCACUGUCAGGGCAACCCGGUCAUGCCGGGCUGUCUCGGUCUGGAUGCGCUCUGGCAGCUGACCGGCUUUUUCCUUGGCUGGCUCGGCCUUCCGGGCAAGGGCAUGGCGCUUUCAACCGGCGAGAUCAAAUUCAAGGGCAUGGUCACACCGGACGUCAAACUCGUGGAAUACGGCGUUGACUUCACACGGAUCAUGAAGGGGCGCCUGGUUCUGGGUAUUGCUGACGGCUGGCUGAAGGCUGACGGCGAACAGAUCUACAAGGCAACGGAUUUGCGUGUCGGCCUGGCGAAGAGCUGA